Molecule: messenger RNA, 1609 nt
Organism: Jatropha curcas
Lineage: Eukaryota; Viridiplantae; Streptophyta; Magnoliopsida; Malpighiales; Euphorbiaceae
Gene: MPK3
Product: mitogen-activated protein kinase 3
Biological process (GO): protein phosphorylation
Molecular function (GO): ATP binding; MAP kinase activity
Source: RefSeq, a predicted model, not a curated record
CUUUGGCUUCACUCCCAACAAUCAAAGGAGCUAAGGAUACAGAGACAUACUGAUUUUUUUGUACACGUACAAAUACAGAAAGAAAGGAAAUGGCUGACGGCAACGCCGGCGGUCAAUACGGAGAUUUUCCGGUGAUUCCAACUCACUGCGGCCAGUUUGUUCAAUAUAACAUUUUCGGCAAUCUUUUUGAAAUUACCUCGAAAUAUCGACCUCCGAUUAUGCCGAUUGGUCGCGGCGCUUACGGUAUCGUCUGCUCGGUGUUGAAUUCGGAGACAAACGAGAUGGUUGCGGUAAAAAAGAUAGCGAAUGCUUUUGAUAAUCACAUGGACGCAAAACGAACGCUUCGGGAAAUUAAGUUGCUUCGCCAUUUGGAUCAUGAGAACGUUAUAGCCAUCAGAGAUGUAAUUCCUCCUCCUUUAAGAAGAGAAUUUACUGAUGUCUACAUUGCCAUGGAGCUCAUGGACACUGAUCUUCAUCAGAUUAUACGCUCGAAUCAAAGUUUGUCAGAGGAGCAUUGUCAGUACUUUCUGUAUCAGCUUCUUCGAGGAUUGAAGUACAUACACUCUGCGAAUGUUAUUCAUAGAGAUUUAAAACCCAGUAAUUUGUUAUUAAAUGCAAAUUGUGACUUGAAGAUCUGUGAUUUCGGUCUAGCUCGGCCAACUUCAGAGAAUGAGUUUAUGACAGAAUAUGUUGUCACCAGAUGGUACAGAGCUCCUGAACUUUUGCUCAACUCUUCAGACUACACUGCUGCAAUAGACGUGUGGUCAGUUGGUUGCAUCUUUAUGGAGCUUAUGAAUAGAAAGCCUUUAUUUCCAGGCAAAGAUCACGUUCAUCAGAUGCGUAUUUUAACAGAGCUUCUUGGGACACCAACUGAAUCAGAUCUUGGGUUUGUCAAGAAUGAGGAUGCCAGAAGAUAUAUUCGGCAACUCAGUCCACAUCCUCGUCAGCCAUUAGCCCAAAUUUUCCCUCAUGUUCAUCCAUUGGCCAUUGAUCUUAUUGAUAGAAUGUUGACAUUUGAUCCCACAAAAAGAAUUACUGUUGAAGAAGCAUUAGCCCACCCAUAUCUUGCAAGGUUACAUGAUAUAGCUGAUGAACCUGUCUGUCCAGAGCCGUUCUCCUUUGAUUUUGAACAACAACCAUUGGGAGAAGAACAAAUGAAAGAAAUGAUUUACAGGGAAGCAUUAGCACUCAAUCCUGAGUAUGCAUAAUACAAAAAAUAGCUUCAGCUUCAAGUAAUUUAUUCAUUUAUUAUUUCAAAACCUACCUGUUUGAAUAUUGUUCGAUGGGAAUGAUUGCUCAGGAUCAAACACUAUUGAUCAUAACAGAGAAAUCGUGUUGAACAACAUUGCAAAUGGGGUCAGAGAUCAGACAAAGUCAAAUCUUUCUCUGAUUAUCCGGUUGUGCGCAGUUGUACACUAUCUUUAAUCUUUAUGAGGUCAGUCACCUUACAAUCUUCAUGUGACUGAGCAUUUCUUUUUUCUUUUGAAAGUUUCUUCCUCUUGUAAGAUAUGCUGAUUUGUAAGUUUUUGAAUAUUUGAAUUUAUUCUCAAUUCAAUCCAUGCUUAUAAUUUUCAAUAAGUUGAAUCCAAUAUAGACCAAGUUCCUAAAA